AUGAGUCGCCUGCCGCCGUCCAGUGUCGCCCGCUCGCUGUCCCAACCCCGACAGGGUUAUUUUCGCGCCCCGUCUGAUGAGAGAAAGGUCGAUUUGUCGCGACAACCCACGCAAAAGGCCCAGCCUGAGGUCGAAGAGCCCAAGUACCGCCCGGUGUCCGAAUAUCCCCGCUUCAGCUCCAUCUCCCACGCAAGUACCGAUAUGAGCAACGAUGACAGUGCCACGCCUCGCUCAACCAUCCUUCACUCGGGCUCGGUCCUAUACGGGAUACCCCGGGCGGAGUCCCCGGAAGAGGAUCUGUCGCUUGCAGGCGUUGCAGAGGAAUCACCCGUCGGGGUGGCCCUGACGCAUCCGUCUCGCGAGUCUUCGACUGACUCCGCAUCGCGGCUUCAUAUUCCGCGGACUCUGGCCCCGCCCGGCUCGCCGUACUCGCGUCCGCCGAGUAGCGCCCGGGUGGCACAUACAGAGAGUUCCGACGACGACUACAGCAGCUCCAAUGCUGGAUCAACUUUCUCCAAACCACGCAAGCUGUCAUCCGGAAGUGCCGUGUCAUUGCCCUAUUCGCCCAUGUCGACCUUCCCCCCUCGACCCCACCCCCGGUCGCCUUCUUUGAGCUCGGAAACAUCUACCACCGGGCCUGGCUAUCUCGCCAGGCCUUCGUUUAAUUUCUCCCGGCCGCUGAGCCGAUCAAGCACUAGCUUAUCUGCUCCCGGUGCUUCGGCGCAGUCAGAGUCGACCGUCACCUCGCAGCCGAACCACAUGCAUCGAGCCAGCAAGCCAGCUCCCAUUCUCGUGCCCCUGGCUACCGAGGAGGCUGCGGCGACCGCACCGGGCGAAGGCGAGCCGUCCUCGGCCGUGUCAUCUUAUGUAUAUGCCAAGUACGCGCUUCCGCGCGGUCGGGGAGUUUCGAGAGACUCGAUCGUCUUUGCGGGCCUGCAGACGCCGCAUUUUGAGUGGAAAGAGCCCCUCUUUGAGAACUCCCCUCCACGGCACUCGGAAGAUCCUUUGCGGACGGCGCGAACACCCUCUCCGUCCCCACGCCGCGAAUUGGAGCACUCGCCGAAGCCACAUUCGAUGCACGAAGUUCCGGCUUCCCAACCCCGCAAGAGGAGUCCGGGCCCGACACUUUCCCCGAAGCCCUCUGCCGCCGCACCACCUGUACCAUCAGCAGAGGUUGCCCCGCGUCGCUCAGCCGAAACCGCCCCGCGGAAAAGUCAUGAGAAAGAUGAGACGGUCUCAUCCGCUGACUCGGCAAGCACGUUGCGCCCACAAACCGCCGGUACCCAAACGCAGUCUACUACACUCACGGCGGAAGAUCAUGUCGCCAAGGGAAUCGAGUGCCAUGAGAAGGGAUCGGUAAACGAGUCGACGUACCACCUGCGGAUUGCGGCCAAGCAGAAUCAUCCGACCGGAAUGUUGCUGUACGCGCUCGCAUGUCGCCAUGGUUGGGGUAUGCGACCGAAUCAGCGCGAAGGCGUGCGAUGGUUACGCAAGGCCGUGGACUCGGUUGGAUUGGAAAUGCUUGAGAAUCCGGAUGCCCCUGGCGCAUCAAAAGCAAAGGAGUUGCAAAAGGCCUAUCGAUCUCAAUUCGCCCUGAGCAUUUAUGAGCUCGGCGUUAGCCACUUGAACGGGUGGGGCAUUCAACAGGACAAGGGCCUGGCACUUCGCUGCUUCGAGAUUGCUGGGCAGUGGGGUGAUGUCGAUGCCAUGGCCGAGGCAGGAUUCUGCUAUGCCGAGGGUGUUGGUUGCAAGAAGGAUAUGAAGAAGGCGGCGCGCUUUUACCGCGACGCCGAAACUAAUGGUAUGAGUAUGGUUGGAAACAGCUGGAUUUACAAAGAAAAAUACAUGGCCGCGGAGGAGGCCAAUUCCCGUUCACGGGGGCGAAACGCCAGCAGCGAGAAGAAACCGCGCAGCAAGUCGCGGACUCGCAGCAUCUUUCAAAGGAAGAAAUCGAUUGUCCCGGAGGCAUAG
This is a messenger RNA of Penicillium alfredii, 1971 nucleotides long. Its product is annotated as tetratricopeptide repeat protein. The record is from RefSeq and is a predicted model, not a curated record. Lineage: Eukaryota; Fungi; Ascomycota; Eurotiomycetes; Eurotiales; Aspergillaceae. Gene Ontology annotation, molecular function: protein binding. Bases 1 to 1971 code for a protein of 656 amino acids. The transcript is spliced from 2 exons.